AUGGUGAGUGUGCUGUGGAUCGUCUUUUUCCUGUUGUAUUGCUUUGCGUAUGCGCAGGAGUCGCCAAAGGUGGGCUGGGAAAAGAUUAUUUUUUUUGAGGGACACCGCAAGAUGCCGGCCGCGCCUUCACCUUUUCACCGUCACUCACACGCCAUGGAGAAAACGGGGGUGCGUAGCCGUCUGUUGCUGCAUUGGGUUCGGGGCGCGUGGUUGGUAGUCUGGUGUCGAGGGGAUUUUUUUUUUUCACGCCUGUGCGAGAGACUGAAGGCAUCGACUGUUCCCUCACCUCUUCGUUCUUGCUGCUUUCGUGCUUUACUGGAUGCUGCGCCUCAGUUAGACAUGGUUCUGCUGGGGGCUAUUCCUGUUUCGUGGAAGUGUGAGUGGAGCACGGCCGAUGCUUCAGGGUGUGCGCCUUCGCACGUUGUGCCCUCCUUUUGGCUGUUAAUAAACCACAGCUGCUGGCAGUGCCGUCUGACUGUCUGUCUGUGUGGGUGGGAGGAGGAGGAGUGGCGGCCCGCAUUUUUGGUAGGGCCACCCAACGCAUCUUCCCCUGCCGCCUCGUUUCCCCCCCAGCCAGACCCCAAAAUGAGAGGCCGUUUUCUGCUGCUGCGGCUGCCAGGGGACGAUUCCACCGGAGCUGCUCAUGCGAGGCGUGCGCGUGUAUUAUUUUCCCAUCCUUUUUUGGCGACCGCUGCGUGGCCCGUCAGUGAACGCGCCGUAGACCACUCCUCAGAGAGGGCGGGGCGGCCAGCACUGGGAGAAUCUUGGGCGGCGCGACACGGAGAUUUUUUGGGCGCUUAA
Trypanosoma rangeli is the source of this 801-nucleotide messenger RNA. RefSeq lists its product as uncharacterized. The transcript has a single exon. The record is from RefSeq and is a predicted model, not a curated record. The coding region runs from base 1 to 801 and encodes 266 amino acids. NCBI's taxonomy places the organism in Eukaryota, Euglenozoa, Kinetoplastea, Trypanosomatida, Trypanosomatidae.